AUGAAUAUGCAAAUUUUGGGCUGCCAUUACCCAUCAAAGUUAGCAUCGCAAGUCCAGAAGCUGGGCAAGAACAUAGGAGACUCGUACAAGCAGCAGCGAGACGGUAAACUCUCUCGCUAUUUUGUCAAGGCAUCGGAUGCUGCAACCGCAAAGAUCCGUAGAACUGAUGCACCCACAUCCAGAUCAACAGUCGAAGAUGACCAUCCUGCUCCUGUUAACUAUGAUUCAUUGGGAAAUGAUUCCAAACAGAAUCUGAAGACCAAAAAACGGAAAAAACAGAACAGCGACAUGUGCCAAACAGAUCUUGAUGUGGUUCAAGUAGAGCAGAAAAUAAAAAAGAAGAAAAAGGCAAAAAUCCCAAUGUUAGAUCCUAAUUGUGAUGAAAAGCAGAGCCAGAAAAUCAUUGAAGAUGUGAAUAAGACCUCUAAGAAUGAUGUUCACAAUCCAGAACACAAAGAAAAGAAAAUGAAGAAAAACAAAUCCUCAUCAACUGAAUGCAAUGAAAAUGAUAUAGACUGUGUUGAAGUUGUUGCUCGACCAAAAGGACUUGUCAUUCCCUUGACUAAAAAGAGUAAAAAGACCAAGAAAUUAAAUACGGUCAAUGGUGAUUCUUUCAAUAUUCCAAGUACUGAGAUAAAUGAGCCUAUGGAGAGAAAAAGGAAAAGGAAAGCUAAGCUGGAAGAAGAGUUUGAGGAUCCCUCUAAAUCUGCUGUUGAAGUUGAAUCUCCAUCUCUGGAAAGUAAAAAGGUUAAAAAGAAGAAAAGGAAAUUGGAAAUUGAAAAGGAUGAACAUUAAUGUCUCCCAAAUAAUACAAAUGGAAAACAAAAUUUAUAUCACAGGAGAAUUCUGAAAUAACAUUAAAUCAGGAAUUUCCAAUCACAAUUCCACAGGAGGAGGAUAAAGUUCCCAUUUCCAUUCCUGAGGUAGAAAACCCUGAAUUGAAACAUGUUUUGGCAGGUCAGCCAUUAUACAAGUUCUUUAGAAGACGGGAACGAGCUGCAUCCUUGCUUU
Hyalella azteca is the source of this 1011-nucleotide messenger RNA. Its product is annotated as protein FAM133-like. Lineage: Eukaryota; Metazoa; Arthropoda; Malacostraca; Amphipoda; Hyalellidae. Bases 1 to 795 code for a protein of 264 amino acids. The record is from RefSeq and is a predicted model, not a curated record. The transcript has a single exon.